AUGAUCAUCCCCUUCUUAUUGUUUCUUAAAACUAGCAAUGCAUAUUCAAAUCCUCAUUGUUCACCUUCUUCUUGUGAUAAUAUCAUCACCAUAACCAGUCCUUUCCGACUUAAUACCGAUCCAGAAGAGUGUGGUUACCCAGUUUAUGAGCUUUCUUGCGAGAACAAUCUUACUUUGUUAUACUGGAACUCUGUCAAGUACUUCGUGCGUUCAAUCAAUUAUGCCAAUUACACAAUUCGAAUUGUGGACUCCAACCUUAACAAAACCAAUUGCUCCUCUCUCCCAAAUAACUAUCAGGGAGAAGAUUCGUACAAUGGUUUCCUUGUUUACGGUCGCUGGAAAAUUCCAACAAAGACUAUAGUAUUCUUGAAAUGUGCAAAUCCUGUAAAUUCCUCUGAUUAUAUAGACACCGCUCACUGCAAUAUUGGUGCUACUUUAGCCUCCCAACAUUCCAAAACCAAAACAACUGCUGAUCAUGUUUCUUCAUCUUCUUAUUAUUAUUAUGUGGUCGAUGGUAUGUUUCACGUUUCUGAUUUGGCGAGCUCGUGCCGCCCGGUGCUAAGGACCUUGGUAUCGAAUCAGACAGUUGUGAACGGAAGGAAUACUUCUUUUGUGGAUAUUCACAACCAGCUUACAGAUGGCUUUGAGAUUUCAUGGUUGAUAUCAUUCUUCAAAAAUGGAAAUAAUGAAUGCUACAUCGAUUAUUCCAACGAGAUGCGAUGUUUAGGGAUUUUCACUUUCAUAUACCUUUUAAUGGAUGCGCCUUGUACGUAUUAA
Humulus lupulus (European hop) is the source of this 777-nucleotide messenger RNA. RefSeq lists its product as uncharacterized. The record is from RefSeq and is a predicted model, not a curated record. Lineage: Eukaryota; Viridiplantae; Streptophyta; Magnoliopsida; Rosales; Cannabaceae. Gene Ontology annotation, molecular function: polysaccharide binding. The transcript has 2 exons. Bases 1 to 777 code for a protein of 258 amino acids.